GCUCGCUCGCGGGGUGGCAUCCGCGCUCCGCGCGUGGCGAUCGCACGCAGCCGGAGCCGCGAGCGCGCUGCAGCCGAGGAGAUGGCCGCCACCCGGGGAGGGGCUCCCGAGUGGCGGUUCUUCCAGGUGUUUGGCGAGGAGCAGCCCGACGGCGCGGGCGUCGAGGACAUUCAGGAAGCGGAUUUGCUUUCGGCGCUUGAUUUUGACGAGACGGGGAAUUACCUCGCCACCGGGGACCGAGGCGGGCGGAUUGUCGUUUUCGAGCGAGCCACGCCCGAUGAGCAGCAGCUGACUCCAGACGACCAGCGGCCCUGCCCGGCCGCAGCGCUGCGGGCCAAAGAGAAGGCGCAGUACCGCUUUCUGACUGAGUUUCAGUCGCACGAGCCGGAGUUUGACUUUCUCAAGUCGCUCGAGAUCGAGGAGAAGAUCAACUCGAUGCGGUGGUGCAAGGGGACCAUGGGGUGCAAGAUGCUCUUGUCGACGAACGACAAGACCAUCAAGCUCUGGAAGGUGUACGGCAAAAAGAUCAAGACCGUGUCAAACAUGAACAUCGAGCCGCGCAACGGGUGCGCGGGCGGCCCUGCCGCGGUGAUGCGGGGCAGGGGCCUCCGCCUCCCAUUGAUGGCGACCUGCGAGCGCGUCGUCACGGCGACGCCGAAGCGAACCUUUGCGAACGCGCACGCGUACCACAUAAACUCGGUGGCGCUCUGCUCCGACGGCGAGUCUUUCCUCUCCUGCGACGACUUGCGGCUCAACCUGUGGAACUUGCGAGACGCUAAGUGCUGCUUCAACAUAGUCGACGUCAAGCCGGCAAACAUGGAGGCGCUCUCCAAGGUCCUCACGUCGGCCGACUUCCACCCGAUCGACUGCCACACCUUCCUCUACUCCUCCUCUCGCGGCUGCGUCCGCCUCGGCGACAUGCGCGCCGCCGCCCUCUGCGACGCCAGCGCAAAGUCGUUCGAGGAGCCGGAGGACCCGGCCACCAAGUCCUUCUUCUCGGAGAUCACCUCCUCCAUCGCCUCCGCGCGCUUCUCUCGAGACGGGCGCAACAUCGUCACGCGCGACUACCUCUCCGUGCGCAUCUGGGAUGUGCGGGUAGAGACGCGGCCGCUCAAGACGAUAGCGAUGCACGAGCACUUGCGGCCGAAGCUGUGCGACCUCUACGAGAAGGACUGCAUCUUCGACAAGUUCGAGUGCUGCUUCAACCACAAUGCGACGCACGUCCUCACCGGCUCGUACCAGAACCGCUUCCACCUCCUCUCCGCCGACGGCUCCACGCCGGACCUCGCGCUCGAGGCGUCGCAGACUCCGUACCGGAGGGCGAGCGCGCCGCCGCUGUACUCGGCCGCCGAUCUGCCGCCCGACUUUUCGCGGCGCGUCCUGCACACGGCCUUUCACCCGCAGCAUAACGUCGCCGCCAUCGCCGCGACCUCCACUCUCUACAUCAUGAACGGUACGUAGCUCGUCCAGCCUAGGCCUCGGGAGCUUGUCGCUCACGGGGCCCGAGGCAGCAUAAUGAGAUUGGCCGCGAGCGGGGCCGCGGGACGAGGACGGGUCGGCGCCGCCGUGACGACCCGUCCCCCUCUUUCCACCCGCCCUGCGCUUCGCUGUGGCCCGAGAGCUCUCGCGCGAGCGACGACCUCGCAUGUGUGCGGCGCUCGGAAGUCGGAUGAUUACAAGAGCGACACGCGCGCGUGUGUGCGCCUCUCUCUCGUCCCCUACCAUGUUAUGUGUGUGUACAGCCGCCGGUGUAAAACACGCGUGUCUUGUAUCUCUCCCCACUCCGGGCGCGAUUAUUUAUGAUAAACGACGAUGUGUC
Emiliania huxleyi CCMP1516 is the source of this 1819-nucleotide messenger RNA. RefSeq lists its product as hypothetical. Gene Ontology annotation, molecular function: protein binding; protein phosphatase regulator activity. Gene Ontology annotation, biological process: peptidyl-serine dephosphorylation. Gene Ontology annotation, cellular component: cytosol; protein phosphatase type 2A complex. The transcript is spliced from 12 exons. The record is from RefSeq and is a predicted model, not a curated record. The coding region runs from base 82 to 1461 and encodes 459 amino acids. Lineage: Eukaryota; Haptophyta; Isochrysidales; Noelaerhabdaceae.